UGAUUCUGUAGUUCAGACUUCAGACUAGGAACAAGCUGGACAGUCUGGUUCUGUUAUUUUUAGCUAAUCUUUUCAAUAUCAGUAUAGUGCCUUUUGAAUUUAUCUUACAAGGAAGUGGACAACCUUACAAUAGAGAAAAAGAAGAAGUUAACAGCGUGUGUGUCAUUCUGAAUUUAAGAUGGCACCUAUAGCUAUGAAAAGAAAGCAUGGAAUGUCUAAAAGCAAUAUCCAUUAAACUUUAGUUAAAUGUCAACUCUCUAUAUCGUUUAGGGCUUCAACGUUUAGGAGGGAGGGUGAUAUAUUUGUUCUAAGGAGAGGAGAUGGAGAGAAAAUCACUGGAAAAAAUGGUAAGCUAACCAAGUCAAUAGAAACUUGUUCCCGCACACCAGAAUCUGGCUACACCAAAAUUUACGGCUGAUGACCGGAGCAGAAUCUAUAUGGUCUGGUUUUGGCACUUGGUCUAGACUGACUAGUCCGAUUUUAAGUGCAGGCUUGAUUCUCAGUUGUCCCAUAUUGGUAAAUUCUGACUUUCGACCUAGUCAAUGUACUUUAACAAUAUCCUGGAAUGCAGUUACAUGUUCGGUUUCUCCUUUCUUUGAGAAGCUUUACCAGAAUUUCAGCUUUGAUUCUCAUUCUUCAAUCCAGCUUUUGCGAGCUAUUUCAAUAGUCGAUGUUGUCUACUUUUUGCAAGCUACCUGGGAAAAUGCCUCUGUUCUAUAUUUAAGUACUGCUGUUUUUUUUCUUUUCAAACUACCAUUCUGUGAGUUUACAGCUUACCUAUUGUUCAAUUUCCCACGUCGCGGUAAAUGCCAGGAAUCUGAAAUUACUGUUGAAUCGUCUGAGUUUCCAAAUGGGCAAUGGCGAUUUGCCCUUCUUGACUUGGCUAAUACUCAUUAUGCUUCUAUUUGCACAGAGAAUUUUAACGAAGAAACUUCUUCUCCAAUGGCUCUGAGAGUGUGGAAGACGAUUCCUCUUCUGGAAGAUUUAUGCAUGUCUGGGACUCCUUCCAUUAUAACAAUUGGUGGGCUUGUCAAGCAGCUCAAGUGGAUUAAGUAGGGAUUAUUUCUGAUGAUAAUUAAACAGGCGAUGAUCAUUGAUAAUUAGUUGUAUUCAACACUCAACAAUCAACAGUCAAUUUGAUAGGAAUGAUAUAAUUUGUUCAUUUUUACCUGUAUAUGCAGAACUCCCCAAACAGCUGCAUAAAGUGGCAAUUGUGAAUUUGUGAUAUUGACUAUUGAGUUAAAUGUAUAUGAAAUUGGCCCAUUUUAUUUCAAAUGAAAUUUAAGAGGCCUCCCUACUCAGUUCUACCAGGUCC
This is a messenger RNA of Spinacia oleracea (spinach), 1315 nucleotides long. RefSeq lists its product as uncharacterized. The record is from RefSeq and is a predicted model, not a curated record. Lineage: Eukaryota; Viridiplantae; Streptophyta; Magnoliopsida; Caryophyllales; Amaranthaceae. The transcript has 2 exons. Bases 418 to 1056 code for a protein of 212 amino acids.